AUGAAAAUAUAUUACAUUGGUGUCUUCCGUAAUGAGGGAGAAAAGGCAUUGGAGUUGAGUGAGGUAAAAGAUUUGUCCCAAUUUGGGUUCUUUGAAAGAGGUAGUGUGGGCCAAUUUAUGACCUUCUUUGCGGAAACUGUUGCUUCGAGGACUGCUGCAGGUCAGAGACAAAGUAUAGAGGAGGGGGAGUACAUUGGUCACGUUUAUGCCAGAGCGGAGGGGAUUUGUGGUGUAUUGAUCACUGAUAAAGAAUAUCCUGUGAGACCAGCUUAUACUCUACUAAAUAAAAUAUUGGAUGAAUAUUUAGUCGCACAUACACCACAGGAGUGGGAGAAUGUUACGGAGACGAAUGAUUCUUUGAAGAUGAAGGAGUUGGACACCUAUAUUAGCAAAUACCAGGACCCAUCACAAGCAGAUGCCAUUAUGAAAGUGCAACAAGAACUAGAUGAGACUAAAAUUGUUUUGCAUAAAACUAUUGAAAAUGUCCUACAGAGAGGAGAGAAAUUAGACAACCUAGUGGAUAAAUCUGAGUCAUUAACUGCAAGUUCUAAGAUGUUUUACAAGCAAGCUAAGAAGACAAAUUCAUGUUGUACUAUAAUGUAG
This is a messenger RNA of Naumovozyma castellii, 603 nucleotides long. RefSeq names its product palmitoyltransferase YKT6 (gene YKT6). The record is from RefSeq and is a predicted model, not a curated record. Bases 1 to 603 code for a protein of 200 amino acids. NCBI's taxonomy places the organism in Eukaryota, Fungi, Ascomycota, Saccharomycetes, Saccharomycetales, Saccharomycetaceae. The transcript has a single exon.